This is a messenger RNA of Lobosporangium transversale, 2444 nucleotides long. RefSeq names its product SDA1-domain-containing protein. NCBI's taxonomy places the organism in Eukaryota, Fungi, Mortierellomycota, Mortierellomycetes, Mortierellales, Mortierellaceae. Gene Ontology annotation, cellular component: nucleolus. The transcript has 4 exons. The record is from RefSeq and is a predicted model, not a curated record. Bases 50 to 2320 code for a protein of 756 amino acids. Gene Ontology annotation, biological process: ribosomal large subunit export from nucleus; ribosomal large subunit biogenesis.
CCUUUCUCUCAUCACCUUUCCCUUUUCUCAUUUUUCACAUCGGUAUACCAUGGGAAAGCGCAAUAGGGCGGCAUUGUUGCCCACAAACAUCCCACAGCUGCAAAAUCUCAUUAAACGAGAUCCCCUUUCAUACAAAGAGGAGUUUUUGCAACAGCUUCGUCACUUUGAAUCCUCUAGAACUAUCUUUGAGCUCAAGCCUGAAGAACUUUCAACUGACUUUCAGGAUCUGAUCAACUUUAUCGCCCAGGUGUCUCCUUGUUACCCUGAAGAGACAAAAGAAUUCCCAGAUCAAAUCAUUGCACUUCUAUCUAAGCACUACCAGAUCCUCAAUCCAGAGCUCCGCCGUACCAUGGUGCAGGCGUUGGUUCUUCUUCGCAACAGAGAGAUGAUUUCCUCUACCAGUCUACUUUCGCUCUUUUUCACUUUAUUCCGCUGCAGAGACAAGAUGCUCCGUGACAUUCUCUAUAAUCACAUUGUAAAUGACAUCAAAGUCAGCAAUCAGAAGGCCAAGAACAACAAGAUGAAUAAGACACUUCAAGGAUUCAUGUAUACAAUGUUGACUUCUGCUGAGGGCGCUGCGGGGACAGGAAGCGAAAAUGCCAUCGCAGCUAAGCGCAGUCUUGAUGUCUGUAUCGAACUGUAUCGCAAAAAUAUUUGGAAUGAUGCCAAGACUGUUAAUGUUAUUGCGCAUGCUUGUUUCUCGCCUGUAACCAAGAUCAUGGUUACUGCACUUCAGUUCUUCCUGGGUAAUAAUGAAGCAGACGAUGAUUCAGAUGAUGAAGACGAAUUACCAGAUAUCAAAUCCAUGCAGCAUAAACAGAACGUCAGCAAGAAGACAAAAUCCAAAGCAAAACAGAUGGAUAAAAUGCUCGCGACCUUGAAGAAGAAGCAAAAGGCUAAGAAGAAGGCCGAAACUUUUAAUUUUUCAGCACUUCAUUUGUUGAACGAUCCUCAAGGUUUCAGUGAAAAGCUCUACUCUCAUCUGGCUUCAUCUCGUGAGCGUCACGAAGUUCAGCUGAUGUUGAUGAACUUGAUUUCUCGUAUCAUUGGUGUACACAAGCUAACGGUUCUCGGAUUUUAUCCAUAUCUCCAGAAGCGUCUUCAACCGACCCAGAAGGAUGUAACUCAAAUCAUCGCCAUUUCUGCUCAAGCCUCACAUGAUCUCGUGCCACCAGAUGUGGUUGAGCCUGUGAUCAGAACAUUAGCCAACAACUUUGUGACAGAACAUUGUGCUGCAGAGGUCAUGGCGGCAGGUCUGAACGGUAUUCGAGAGAUCGUCUCUCGAUGCCCUCUAGCCAUGAAUGCAACAUUGCUUCAGGAUUUGACUGAGUACAAGAAUCACAGAGAUAAAGGAGUAAUGAUGGCCUCUCGUUCAUUAAUUGGUCUCUUCCGAGAGAUCAAUCCGGAGCUUUUGAAGAAGAAGGAUCGUGGCCGUGGCGCUACGAUGAACAUGCGCAGCCUCAAACCUUCUGCUUAUGGUGAAACCCAUAAUGAUGCUGACUUUGCGGAUCUUCAACUCUUGGCCGAGAAUGCAGAUGGGGACAGCAACAACGGAGAGGGAGAUGAUAAUGACUGGGACGAAUGGGAAGAGGCUUCUGAGGAGGAGAAUGAUGAUGAAGAAGGUGGUUGGAUUAAUGUUUCAGAUGAUGAUAACGAUUUGAACAUUAAGCUGUCAGAUGGUGAAGAAUCAGAGGAUGAGAAUGGAAAUAAGAAACCGAAGACAAAGCGUCUGUCUGCUAAUAAGGAACGUCGUUUGAAAAAGAAAGGUCUGUUGCCUAAUGAUGAUGACGAUGCGGAUAUGAACGUUAAGGAAGAAGAUGAACAGACCAAGGCUAAGCGUCUACAGAUGGAGGCAGAGCGUAAAGAAAAAUUGGCUGCUGCUCAGCUGCUGGCAACGACCAAGAUUCUCACACCUGCAGAUUUUGCAAAGAUCGAGGCUUUAAAAAUGGCUAAGCAAGCGGAUCAAAAAAUGAAUCCAACCCGUGCUAAUUCAGGCAAGCGUCCUGCGCCUUCGGAUGAAACUCAACAAGAAGGUGAGGUCUCGAUUGGGUCGAUUAUCGGACCACGUAAGAAGGCCAAGCAGGAUUAUGCAGAGCGUAUGGAGUCGAUCAAGAACGGACGUGAGGGACGAGAAAAGUUUGGUUCACGCAAAGGAUCGAAUGACCGUGGAUCAACUACGAACAAGGAAAAGGCUAAGGGCAAGAACUUUAUGAUGAUUGCUCACAAACGUGAAGUCCGCGAGAAGAAGAAGAUGAGCUUGAGGGAUAAGCAGAUUCAACUUCAUGCACAUAUCAAGAAGCAGAAGAUGAUGAAGAAGUGAAAACAUUUUUGGUGACAAUCAAACACAUUAGAGUAAGGGUAGAUGAUUGAAGCAAGAACACCCCAUGUACAAUACAAAUAGCAUUUUUAUAUUAUCAUCACACAUUCAUGUCUUUUGCGCACCU